Messenger RNA from Galeopterus variegatus (Sunda flying lemur), 1411 nucleotides. Its product is annotated as KIAA1328 ortholog. The record is from RefSeq and is a predicted model, not a curated record. The transcript has 6 exons. The coding region runs from base 15 to 1259 and encodes 414 amino acids. Lineage: Eukaryota; Metazoa; Chordata; Mammalia; Dermoptera; Cynocephalidae.
CUACAGAAGGAAAUAUGAGAUCAAGACAGAAGUUGAUGAGUCCCAAAGCUGAUGUUAAAGUUAAGGCUUCCAGGGUAACUGAUGCUUCAAUUUCCAUGGAGUCAUUAAAAGGUGCAGGAGACUCAGUAGAUAGACAGAAUUUCUGCAAGGAGGGAAUAAAGAGUGCAUCAUUGAAGGAUUUAUGUCUUGCAGACAAAAGACGCAUUGCAAACUUAAUUAAAGAACUGGCCAGAGUAAGUGAGGAAAAGGAAGUAACAGAAGAACGACUGAAAGCUGAGCAGGAAUCAUUUGAGAAGAAGAUCAGGCAGUUGGAAGAACAGAAUGAAUUGAUCAUCAAAGAAAGGGAAGCUCUUCAGCUCCAAUAUAGAGAAUGCCAAGAACUUCUAAGCCUCUAUCAGAAAUAUCUAUCAGAACAGCAGGAGAAGCUCACCAUGUCUCUCUCAGAACUUGGUGCUGCUAGAAUUCAGGAACAACAGGUAUCCAGUAGGAAAAGCACUAUCCAGUCUUCAUUUAUGGAACUAGAUGGUUCCUACUUGAGUGUAGCCAAACCACAAAUCAGUCAAACCAAGCAAAGACCUAAGUCUGCAAAGCAGGACUCAGCUUCAGAAUCCCUUAUGGAGUUUAGGAAUAAUUCUUCGAAACCAAUAACAUUUCAUCAUCCUAAAGAAGGUCUAGACAGGGUGCCCUCAGAGACCAGAACAUGUAAUUAUGAAUCUCCAGGGAGAAGACCAGUGCAUGCAGUCCCAACAGAGAAAGUUCCACCAGAAGAAUUGAAGAUGAAGGAAUGUCCACACCUCAAGCCUACUCUGUCUAUUCACUGUUGUGGUCAUAGUCUUUCUGAAAAUGCAGAUCAUGUUCUUAUGAGCCAUCCUACAGACAUAGCCCCUCAAUAUUCCAAGACGGAUCCAGGGUCAUGCAGUUAUUGUGGGCUCUCUUGGGCAUCUCUGUUGCAUGGCGGAAGGGCACUUCAGCCCAGUGUAACUAAUUUCAAAAAGCAACUCUCAGAAGAUAGAAGGCAACAACUGAUGCUUCAGAAAAUGGAGCUGGAAAUUGAAAAGGAGCGCCUUCAGCAUCUGCUGGCUCAGCAGGAGACAAAGCUUCUUCUAAAACAGGAGCAGCUUCACCAGUCUCGACUGGAUUACAGUUGGUUAAGAACUCAAGCUGUAUUUAAGUCAAGAGAACGGGUUGCUGACAAAGAAUUUACUAAACCCCAAGAGCUCGAUCUGGAUAUGAAUGGAAGUGACUCUGGACCAAGGUAAACCUAAAGGCAAGAAUAUUAAGGAUAUCAAGAUUUAGAAUAUGUUUGGUUUAUGGCUGUAUAUCAGUUAAUACAGUUUUCUGACCAUACAAAUACAUUCUCAUUAAUAAAUUUUGAGAGGUAUGGAACAGUAUGAAGAAGAAAAUAAAAAUU